AUGAAAAGGAUUCGUGGCGUUUUAUGCGGCGAAGCUUCAGUCGGAAAAAGCGCCCUUCUCAGAUGCUUUUCUAACCAACCAUUCCAAGAAAAUCUUACAUCAACUAUUGCAGGCGCAUUUUUUUCAAAAAUAAUUACGGUACACGAUGAGCAAGUUAGCGUUGAAAUAUGGGAUACAGCAGGAUCCGAAAGAUAUCACUCAGUUAUACCUUCCUUUUUCAGAAACGCGUCAGCUAUUGCUAUAAUUUACGAUAUUACUAACAGAGAUAGUUUCUUAAAUCUGAAAUUUUGGCACGAGUUUGCUCAAAUGAACGCGCCUCCAGGCACUCCGAUUUUUGUUGUUGGAAAUAAAGUUGAUCUUGAUGCGAAAAGAACUGUUUCUUACCAAGAAGGAAAGCAAUACAUGCAAUAUAUUGAGGCUGCAGCUUUCCUCGAGACUUCUGCUAAAACAGGAGAAGCUGUUGACGGACUUUUUGUAAUGUUUGCGAACGCUGAUGGAACGAUUACGCCUGAAGGCUUUGCUCCAAGUGUUAGGAGAGAAAAGCGUGGUUGCUGUUAG
Trichomonas vaginalis G3 is the source of this 558-nucleotide messenger RNA. Its product is annotated as small Rab GTPase RabX14. NCBI's taxonomy places the organism in Eukaryota, Parabasalia, Trichomonadida, Trichomonadidae. Bases 1 to 558 code for a protein of 185 amino acids. The transcript has a single exon. The record is from RefSeq and is a predicted model, not a curated record. Gene Ontology annotation, molecular function: GTPase activity; GTP binding.